CCUUCGCUUUCAUUUCUCGGGAUCCCGGGUCUGUGGCCACCCACAGUUUCGUUUCCGAGGCGUGGCAGAGGGCGCGGCCCGGGACACCAAUGGCUUUAGUGAGCCUCCCUCGAGCUCCACUGUGGCUUCAGCGAUUGUCGCGGCGGCUGUGCGCGCGGCUCCAGGCCUGCACGGGGACCAUGGUUCGGCCGCGGCGCUUUGCUGUGGAGAUGCCGGAUUGCUCCCUGACUCAUUUCGUCCUAGGGGACAAGGCGGGACACCCAGACCCACGCCUGGCAGCACUGCUUGGGCCCCCGGGGCGCAGCUACGCGCUGUGCGUCUCACUGGCCCCGGGAAAAGGCUGCGGGCCCCGGGUGCAGGCGGCCCGGAUGCACCAACGCUUGCUUCUGCAGCUGCGCCGGGGCCCUUUGCAGCGCUGCCAGCUGAGCAAGCUCUUAGGCUACGGUCCCGGCGACCAGGACGGUGAAGCCCAGCAUGGUUUCCUGCUGCGCGACCCUUGCGACCACCCGGACACUCGCAACACCUUGUUGAAGCUUCUGGGCUCCUGCCAGGAGGCGGCGCACCCGCAGUUGGCCGAGUUCCAGGUGGACUCUCAGGGUUUGCUGUGGCAGCGCUUAUGGGAGCUGCAGGGAGACAGGCAGGUGCAGGUAGACUGCGCAUGCGUUCUUCCGGCUCUGGAGCCUCAACUGCACCCAUUGCUGCCAGAUCUGCUCAACUCUGCGGUGUUCCAAGACCGGGAUGCUGCACGGGCGGUACUGGAGGAGUGCACAUCCUUUAUCCCUGAAGCCCGGGCAGUGCUUGACCUAGUUGACCAAUGCCCAAGGGAAAUCCAGAAAGGGAAGUUCCAAGUCAUUGCUAUUGAAGGACUGGAUGCCACUGGUAAAAGCACUGUGACUCAGUCGGUGUCACAGUCCCUCAAUGCUGUCCUCUUACAGUCACCACCCCCCUGCAUUGGCCGGUGGAGGAAAAUCUUUGAUGAGGAACCUACUAUCAUUCGAAGAGCAUUUUACUCUUUGGGCAAUUAUCUUGUGGCUUCUGAAAUAGCUAAAGAAUCAGCGAUGUCCCCUGUUAUUGUAGACAGGUACUGGCAUAGCACGGCCACCUACGCCAUAGCCACUGAGGUGAGCGGAGGCCUGCAGUAUCUCCCUCCUGCCCACCACCCUGUGUACCAGUGGCCAGGAGACCUGCUGAAGCCUGACCUUGUCCUGCUGCUCACGGUGAAUCCUGAAGAGAGAGUGAGGAGACUGCAGGGCCGGGGUCUGGAGAAAACUAAAGAAGAAGCAGAACUUGAGGCCAACAAUGUGUUUCGUCAGAAGGUGGAAAUGACCUACCAGCGUAUGGAGAACCCAAGUUGCCACCUGGUUGACGCCAGCCCCUCAAGAGAGACUGUGCUACAGAAAGUUUUGCAGCUGAUCCAGAGCACUGGUCAUUAAUUGUAGUUCUUCUGGCCAUGUGCCUCAUUACACCAAAAGAGAAGCUGUGUGAUGCACCUAAAAUGAGCACUCAUCAUGCAGCUUUUUAGAUUCAGGUGGUUCGAGCAUACUGAGGGCAGGGGAGGGGGGAGCUGGAGAAUGGGCAUUUUGCUUUAUUCCGACCGACAGAACCAGCCAGCAGCUGCUGUUUUCUGCCUGGCCAUGUACCAUCUUCUUGGGAUAUAUUUUAACACUGUGAUCACCUAGAAAGACCUUCUGAUGCAAUGGUGAGCAUAUGGAACUCUUCCUGCACUUGGAAGCUGAUGUCAGAUGUGGCCCACACUGAUCAAUUGUGAUGGGCUAGCCUUAUCACCUUUCACACCAAAUCCUAUAUUGAGCAUUGGCAAAGAGCCUGGCUGUCCCAGGAUAUCCCCUUGGAGCCAUUUAGGAGUGGGGACACUUGCAAAGAAGCCAUCCAUCUUGCUUCAGAGGCUAAAAGAACAACUUGGUCAGUUCCCUGAAUGAGUACCUCAGACCUGAAUAGACAUGUGCCCCUAAGCUACCAGCAUGCCAACCCUGCUGUUCUCAUUUGCUCAUCUGCAUUCCAUUUCAUUCCUCUGAAAUCUACUUCUGAGUGUAAUGAGCAGGAUGCAUUUUACUUACCCAGCACACUGAUUUGUUUAUAUUUAUGUUUACUUCAUAUAUUUCCUUACUGUAGGAGCUGUGAGUCAGUAACCAAAACUGAGGCCAAGGAGCUAAAUGCAGCAUUUGCUGUGUGUUUUCACUACACAAAUUUAAUUUAUCUUAAUAAACACCGUGGAUUCUGGAAAGAGAUUUCAGAGUAAAUUAUCUUGCACUUUGAAUGUCUUCUGAUUACAUGUGAAGUUAGCUUGAAGGGCUCUUUUUAGAGAAAAGAGCUGUGGAAGAGAAUCCUGGUGGCUCUGUAGCCUUGGCAAUCAUGUUAACAAUUUGGUCUGAGAGGGGACAGACAGUAGGUGGGCCUGGAGGCAUAACCCUCUAGUAAUAAUUACUUGGGAGACUGAGAAAGGAAAACUGAAUAUUCAAGGCCUUCCUGGGCUACAGCAUAUGUUUAGGGCUAGCCUGAGUAAUGUAGUAAGACCUUGUUUCAAGAUUAAAAGAUAUGAAGAGGAAUGGGACAUUGGACUGAAUAGUCUAUUCCUGGGUUCAGGUCCUAGGUUCCAUUCCCAAACCAUAAAAAUAAAAAAUAUAUAAAAAUAUGAAUAAACAAACAAUAAAAGGAAUUAAGUAAGUUUUAGUCAUAAGAAGGUGGCUGGGUCAGAUUAUUAUUUAACAUUCCAAUUACAAUGUGGAUGCCUCUCAUUUUGAUCCCACAUCCCAUUUCUUAGGUAGAAUCAUCCCCAAGAAGUUACAUGUAAAGCCUUAUCAGGUUUACCCUAGUCUUAAAUUAUAAUAAGAUUUAGUAUUAACAUAUCAGUAUUUUUUCACCUUUGGAACUAUGUAUAACUUAUAAAUAAUGUGUCUAUGUAUAUGAAUAUGUUGCUUGCCUCAGUAAAACAUAUUUUUGAAGCUGACAAAUAACAUUAAGGUUCUCUGUAAUGUUGCAGCUACUUCUACAAAGGGUUUUGUUCAAGCCUUUCUGAGAUUAUUGUGCCAGAGGCCCAGGAGGAAGUCUUAGUGCCCUCCUCAUGAAACCUGACAGGGAAUAAACUUGCUAUGAUUUUCCUAGCCCAAUCUGUCA
Phodopus roborovskii (desert hamster) is the source of this 3132-nucleotide messenger RNA. It is a transcript of the gene Cmpk2, whose product is annotated as cytidine/uridine monophosphate kinase 2. Gene Ontology annotation, biological process: dTDP biosynthetic process; dTTP biosynthetic process; dUDP biosynthetic process. The coding region runs from base 90 to 1433 and encodes 447 amino acids. NCBI's taxonomy places the organism in Eukaryota, Metazoa, Chordata, Mammalia, Rodentia, Cricetidae. The record is from RefSeq and is a predicted model, not a curated record. The transcript is spliced from 5 exons. Gene Ontology annotation, molecular function: dTMP kinase activity. Gene Ontology annotation, cellular component: mitochondrion; cytoplasm.